CGCCGAAGCAAGCGACACCUGGCAGGUUUGGAGAGUCGGCUGUGCGGCAGUACCUAGACUUGUCGGUGCCGGAGGCGGCGGCCACUGAGGACGGGACUAGGAGCUGGACACGCGAGAACGAGGUCACCACGCCGAGACUGUCUGCUGUCGCUAGCCGCAGACCGAGCCGCGCCCCAGCACCGGAAAGAAGCAGGAGGUGGGCUCCAGAACUGGGCCGCGGCGCUUAGCUCUGGAGCGCAGGCUUCGCUGCGCGGGCCACGAGGGAGCUCGGAGGUUUCCGGGAGCUUGCUGCACAGCUUUGUCUCCCUCCUUAUGGAUUGGCAAUAAGUAGUAAAGGCUGGCAGGAAGAGCUUGGAAAGAAAAGUUACUAAAGGCUGAAGUACUGAAUAAACCUACACGCAUCGAAUACUUGUAACAAUUUAUGAGCAAGUCGCGUGCUACCCUGCAUUACGCGCUCUCCCUGAGAGGUUUUCUCUUAAUUCGUUUGGUUCAGCGGUGAUACGAAUAGGAUCGAUUGUUCUGAGAGGAGGUCACAAGAAUCGCCAAACCUAGUGUAUUGUGAUUCACGUUAGAUUUCAUUAUCCGUAAUGCGCAAAACUAAUUUGUUGCGUAUUGCUCGUUACUAUUAGUAAUAAAUACCAUUGCCCAUGAAUUAUGGGGUGUUUUUGUUUCUUCCUUUUUUUUUUUUUAACACUGGAAGAUUUUAGAAGAGUACCUAAUAUUCAUACGAUGAAAAGUUUUGGCUCCCUACUAUAUGUAUCAGCACAAGUUUACAAACAAGAGGACUGAAUCUAUAUCCAAAAGGAGAUAAUAGAUCAGCUGGAAGCUCAUUUCAGUAAAUGAUUGUGCCAGGUGUAGUGGACUGUAUUAUUCAGGAGUUUUAAGUUUGACUGCACACUGAAAUCACAUGGAGAACAUUUAGUAAUACUGAUUCCUGCGUCUGAAUAAGCUGGAGACUGAGAUGUAAUUGGCUUGGGAUAUGACUUGGGCAUCCAGAUUCUUGAAAGCUUGCAGGUCACUCUGAUGUACAAUCAAAGUUGAAAGCUACUGAAUUAAUUAAUUUGAAAUAAAUCUGUAGUCAUGAAGAAUGACUCCAUACAAACCACAAUGUGUCAAGAAGGAAAAAAAGAUCCAAUAGAAAUGUUUCAUUCUGGACAGCUGGUGAAAGUCUGUGCCCCGAUGGUUCGAUAUUCCAAAAUUUUAUGUGUUCACAGGUUGGCUUUUAGAACACUGGUGAGAAAAUACCAUUGUGAUCUGUGUUAUACUCCAAUGAUAGUUGCUGCUGAUUUUGUCAGAUCUAUAAAAGCCAGAGACAGUGAAUUUACCACCAACCAAGGUGAUUGCCCAUUGAUUGUUCAGUUUGCUGCUAAUGAUGCAAGACUUUUAUCUGAUGCUGCUCGUAUAGUAUGUCCUUAUGCGAAUGGAAUAGACAUUAACUGUGGUUGCCCUCAGAGGUGGGCAAUGGCAGAAGGUUAUGGAGCUUGCUUAAUAAAUAAGCCAGAGCUUGUUCGAGAUAUGGUGAAACAAGUAAGAAAUCAAGUGGAAAACCCCAGAUUUUCAGUUUCUAUUAAAAUAAGGAUCCACGAUGACCUUACAAGAACUGUAGACUUUUGUCGAAAGGCUGAAGCCACAGGAGUUAAUUGGAUUACAGUCCAUGGAAGAACUGUUGAAGAAAGACAUCAGCCAGUCCACUAUGAUGCCAUUAAAAUAAUAAAGGAAAACAUGUCUAUACCUGUGAUUGCUAAUGGAGACAUCAGAAGCUUAAAAGAAGCAGAAAAUGUGUGGCAGAUUACUGGCACAGAUGGUGUGAUGGUUGCAAGAGGACUCUUGGCAAACCCAGCCAUGUUUGCCGGAUAUGAGGAAACGCCAUUGAAAUGUAUCUGGGACUGGGUCGACAUCGCUCUCGAACUUGGAACUCCUUUUAUGUGUUUCCAUCAACAUUUAAUGUACAUGAUGGAAAAAAUAACUUCAAAGCAGGAAAAAAGAAUAUUUAAUGCUCUGUCAAGCACAUCAGCAGUUUUAGAUUACCUGACAGACCAUUAUGGCAUUUGACUACACUUUCCAUAUUAUUUUAAUAUAUAAUUUAUUUUAUACCUACAAGAAAACAUACAAGGUCACAUCUUAGUUUUUACUUUAAAUUAGUGACUCUCAAACUUGAGUAUAAAAACAGUCCCUGGAAGCAUUUUUGAAAAGAAGAUCUGGAAUGCAUCCCCAGACUUUGAUUCGGUGAAUGAGGUGGACCUAGAAAUUUAUAGUUUUAAAAAGAAGUCCAGUAGUUGGGGGUGUGGCUCAAUGAUAGAACCCUUGCCUACUAUAGAAAAGGUCCUGGGUUCUAUACCUAUCACCACCAAAAAAUAAACUAUUCUUAAAAAAGAAUAGUGGCUUGGGGCUGGGGAUUUAGCUCAGCGUCAUAAGCACCUGCCUUGCAAACAGGCAGUCAUGAGUUCUAUCCCUGGUACCGAUAAAAAUGAAAAAGAGAAAAAAAAAGAAUAGUGGCUCAAACAUCCUGUUCAUCCUAGGUCUAAACAUUAGCAGACUCUCCUCUGGAUCUUGUUAUGGAUUGGGGGUGGAGGCGGUGGGGUUUUUUCCUUUUCCUAAAGAAGACAUGUUUUUAACACUUUUAAAUAAAGCUUAUUUUAAUACUAA
Messenger RNA from Cavia porcellus (domestic guinea pig), 2646 nucleotides. RefSeq names its product dihydrouridine synthase 4 like (gene Dus4l). Gene Ontology annotation, molecular function: tRNA dihydrouridine synthase activity; flavin adenine dinucleotide binding. Bases 1081 to 2052 code for a protein of 323 amino acids. Lineage: Eukaryota; Metazoa; Chordata; Mammalia; Rodentia; Caviidae. Gene Ontology annotation, biological process: tRNA processing. The record is from RefSeq and is a predicted model, not a curated record. The transcript has 7 exons.